Molecule: messenger RNA, 471 nt
Organism: Meyerozyma guilliermondii ATCC 6260
Lineage: Eukaryota; Fungi; Ascomycota; Pichiomycetes; Serinales; Debaryomycetaceae
Exons: 1
Source: RefSeq, a predicted model, not a curated record
AUGGAAGCAGCCAUUGAUUUGGCUGCGAAAAAGAUGGUAGCGGUGAGCUUGUUAAUGUUACUUUUGGUCGUGUGCAUGGGAAUGAAACACGACCAGGGAUUAUGUGCUAGCAAGAAUUCCAUGGUCCCAUUCUCGGGUUUCAAAGUACAUAUUCAAUAUAGAUGGGAAUUAUACCAUCUUUCUGUCUCCAAGCAAUUGCGACUCUCACAUUGUCGCCAUGGCAAAGUUGUAUCUACAACAGUUAUUCCAUUAGCCCAUGGAUCCAAUUUGUGGAACAGCUCCUUCUGUUUUGUAAAACCGAUAGUGCCUACUUUAGCAAUAGCAAGCGGAACUUCGAUUUUGGAUACCUUGGGUAGUAUAGUUGGCCACAAACUCGAACAGUUGACGAAAGAAACUUAUUUUCUGUUUGCAAGAGAUGUAAUUCUGCAAGCCGAUCCGGAUAAAACUACGUUGGAUACUACCCCAAAAGAA